Messenger RNA from Emericellopsis atlantica, 2444 nucleotides. RefSeq names its product glycogen debranching enzyme. NCBI's taxonomy places the organism in Eukaryota, Fungi, Ascomycota, Sordariomycetes, Hypocreales, Bionectriaceae. The record is from RefSeq and is a predicted model, not a curated record. Bases 172 to 2343 code for a protein of 723 amino acids. The transcript has 2 exons.
CGCUCGUCUCUCCACGCUGUCGUGCCGACAACGUAUGGGUUGAGGUCUCCUUGCCGGUUUGAAUUCAGUACUUAAGGCCUAGCAGUAUGUCAACCGGUCAGAGAUGAUGGUGUGCCUUGGACACACUCUCUGGUCCAACCCAACCUUCCAAUCCGCUCGACUAGAUCUACCAUGGUCUCGUUCAGGAACGCAGCUACGGCGGCAGUAGCAUUUGCUGUGGCCUCCGCCAGCACGUGCCACGUGUGUCCUGAUGACCCGACGAGAUUCGUGCUCAGCGACCCUCCGUACACGGAUUAUUUCUACUCGGAUUGCAAUUCGGCUGCCCAGGUCGUCGUCACCAGUCCUCUUCCUCAGAGCAACCUGAGCAUCAUCGGUCCACGUCUCCUUAUUGCCUGGCCGGCUGGCAACAGUGGUGCGGCCGCCUUCUUCGCGCCUCAAAAUGGCGUGAAUGGAUCGCUGGCUAUAGAGCUCGUCAACUCCACCACCACAGGCAACGCCUUGGAUCCCAUCUACGAGCCCGGUGGAGAUAACCCAAUCGUGGGUGUCACGGGUCGAAUCUCCUUCAACUCCUCUGCCACCUUGGUCUUGCCCAUACUGGGCAGCAUCCGUACCAUUCGCGACUUCACAGAGGGUCCCAGCUUGCUGCAGCCCAUCAUCCAAGAUGCCAUUGAGACCACCAAGUUUGAACAAGGUGGUUUCUCUCUCAGCCGACUGUGGUUGGACAAUGUCACCACGACGACCUUGUCCUUCGAGCCCGUUGAAAAAGGGUGUGCAAUCCGCCACAAGAACGACACUUCGCUCCACUUUGACGCUGGCGUGUACACCUUCAACGCUUCGUUCAACUACCCUCAGCUCGUGCAGCUCAGCUCUGAAGAGGUACUUGCCGAUUCCGCUCAGGGUCUCAUCGAAGAGAGCCCAGAGCUGACGCAGCCCUUGUCGUUCCUGUCCUACACAGACAAACUCCUGGCUGGUGCAUGGCGGUUCCUUACCUAUUUUGGCCGAGACAGCAUGAUCUCCAUGCUCCUUAUGAGUGACAUACUCAGCCCUGGUGAGGGCGGAGCAUGGGAAGCCGGCAUUGGUGCAUUGUUGGAGCGCGUCAACAAAACGGACGGCAGUGCUGCGCAUGAGGAAACCAUUGGAGAUUAUGCGACCUACCUUAACAUGCAAGAAGGCGUCAUGUCAACCGACCCCAUGUACGACUACAAGAUGGUGGACACUGACUACUUUCUUCCCAUUGUUCUGGCCGAGUAUUUUAUCAAGAAUCCAGUGGGCAAGGGGCGCGUCGAGAAGUUCCUGGGUCAAAAGGCGACAGAGGAUCCAGAUAAUGCUGGCCUCACGUAUCGCGACCUUGCGAAUCUGAAUGCUGAGAAGGUCAUGAACAUUACAGCACCGUUCGCCAGCGAAGGAGGACAAGUCCAGGAGAACCUUCUCCGCCUGAAGGAGGGCGAGAUUGUGGGAGAGUGGCGUGAUAGCAAUAACGGUCUUGGAGGCGGACGCAUACCAUACGACGUGAACGCCGCCAUCGCUCCCGCUGGUCUCCGCGCCAUUUCUUCGCUGGCCACCGCCGGAUUCUUCCCUAACCACCCAGACUGGGCUGAACAGGCUGCUGCCUACGCACAGGUCUUUGAGGACGAGACGUUGCAUUUUUUCGAGGUCGACGUGUCCCAGGAAGACGCCGUUGCCCUGGUGGACGACUAUGUCUCCAACAACGACUUUGCCUUUUCAUCCCAGACGAGCAACAUUACCAGCGACGUGCGCUUCUACGGUCUCGCCCUCGAAGGGAACAGUGACAACCAGGACUUGGUCAAGGUCAUGAACACGGACGACUGUUUCCGCCACUUUCUCCUCAACACGACGAACCAGACACAGCUCAGCUCCUUCAUCAGCCAGACAGCCGACCACAUCCUGGCCCCCUUCCCCGUCGGUCUUACCACUGAUGUAGGCCUGUUUGUCGCCAACCCGGCGUACGGCUCUGAUCCAAUCUACAGCACCAACUUUACCAACGCCGACUACCACGGCACCGUGGUCUGGGGCUGGCAGCUGUCCAUGAUGGCCAAGGGUCUCGAGCGCCAGCUCGGUCGAUGCCUGGCUUCUGAUGAUACACCUGACUUUUGCAGGCACGAAGCACUGCACAGCAAGGUCUUGAGCGCGUACCACAGGCUCUGGGAUGUGAUUGAUGAAAAUCGAAGCAUCCUGAGCAACGAGGUUUGGAGCUGGAAGUACGAGGAGGGAGAAGGGUUUGUGGCGGUGCCGCUGGGGGAUUACAGUCCGACGGAAAGCAACAUUCGGCAGUUGUGGAGUCUGACAUUCCUGGCUGUGAAGAGAAACGAGGCUCUGAAAUGAUGGAUGUCGAGGUUGUCAGAGACACAGACGAGAUCCUGCGUGAUGUCUACAUGUAGGUAGUACAAGCGAAGCGUAGUCCCAAUGGAUUAAAACACCAGCUC